GGCGGCGGCGGCGGCGGCGUUGCGGGCGAGGAUGGCGGACCCGGCGGUGUGCAGCUACGUGGCCAAGGUGCUGUGCUCGCGGGGCGGCCGCGCGCGGCUGGACGAGCUGCCCCAGGAGGUGGGGCUGUCGCCGACCCAGCUGCGGCAGGUCCUGGAGGACGCGGGGCCGGCGCGCUUUCUGGUGCGCAGGCAGGGCGGCGUGGCCUGGGUGCUGGCCGCCUCGGCCGUCCGCCUCUGCGUGCGCCAGGCCUGCGGGGACUGCGAGCGCCUGCACCUCUGCAAGCUCAACCUGCGCGGGAGGUGCCGGUUCAGCAAUUGCAAGUACUCUCAUGACAUUUUAUCAGAAGGUAACCGGAAAGUUUUGAAGAAUCAUGACCUCUCUGGCCUCAAUGAAGAGGAACUGUGUGUGUUGCUUCUCCAAAACGACCCUUUUCUUUUACCUGAUCCCCCAACAGAAGAAUAUCGGGGUCUCUCUGUUGCUCCAUCUUUCCAGGUUUGCGGUGCCUAUAACAAAGGGGAAGGGAGCUGCCCUCAGCAAGAUAACUGCACCCAGCUUCACAUCUGCCGCUACUUUCUCAAAGGAGAGUGCAGGUUCCCCCAUUGCAAGAGGUCGCACAACCUCCUGGACCCCAAUUCUGUGAGGCUGCUGCUCCCUGAAGGCCUGGACAGCAACGUGAUUUGGAACAUCCAGAUGAUCUGCGACGCCAGAACCGCUGCCUUGAGGGAAGACCUCACUUCCUACAGAAGAUCCUCCACAAAUCCCACCCCUGGAGCAAGUGGAGAACGCUCAAACGCUGCGCGUCCAAAAGACGACAGACACCGGCCAACACCUAACGCUAAAGAUUUUGUGAAUCUAGGCCAUCCUGACCAAGGUGUGAAGACAGCUCCUCCUCCUAAACCUUUGAAUGCAGAGAAGAAAAAAAGCGAUGAAAUCUGCCUGUACUAUGUCUGGCAGUUCUGUAAAAAUAAAAACAAUUGCAGUAAUAUCCAUUAUGAUCUGCCUUAUCGGUGGCAGAUAUUUACCGAUAACGGCUGGAAGGAUCUGCCCAGAAGAGAGGAAAUCGAAAAGGCUUACUGUGACCCACGUAUUACCAGUUUUCCAGAUCUAGACCUAAAUUUCAGGACCAUGACUUCUGCCGCUGCUCCAAUCCGGCGCUUGUCCACUGUGUCUUCUGUCACCAGAAACGCCAAGUUCGUCAUGACAACCAAGUGGCUUUGGUACUGGAAGAAUGACCUGGGCCAGUGGAUCGAAUAUGGGAAACAGGAUAGGCGACUCCAGCAUGCCAAUCUGACCUCGGAUGAUCUGGAGAACGUUUUCCUAGCAGAUCCAAAUGGAAAUAUCUCCUUUGAAGCUGGCUCUCAGAAAUAUUUGCUGAGCUUUAAAGAUAUGACCCAGAAAAAUUUGAGCUAUCCUACCUGGCAAGAGGUCCGAAGGCGUCCCAAAUUUGUUUCCUCUGAAGAUGUCAAGACAAAACAAGGCUUGCUCAAGCCUGUCCACCGCUCUUCCCACUGGCAUCCCCAACCUCCUCCUCCUGCUCCGAUCAUGAUUGGCGGCCAACAGCACUUUGAGGUCAAGGAGGUCGUUGAUUCCCGCAAGCGUCGAGGCACCCUCCAGUACCUGAUCCGCUUGAAACACUUUCCUCACCCUGAGUGGGUGCCUGCUCACCACGUUAUUGCUCCUGAUUUAGUUAACCGUUUCCACUUAGCUUACCCUUUGAAGCCAUCUGCUUAUGAUUUUUUUUUCUUUUAGGGGGGCGGUAUGUCAUGUUCACCAUUUCUAUGUGCAUUGUACAUCGUAACGUUUCACAUGCCAAGGCGCUGACGCGCGUUUCUGGUUGGGAGGGAGCUGCUGUGGGACCUUGUACUGAGCUCUCUCUGUGUUCAUUUCGAUGGAAUGUGUUUGGGUUAUGUGCUCUGCGCAAGGCCUUUUCCCGCUGGUCAGCAGAACUCGUUAGGAGCACCUGGGAUUGUGAAUUUGAGACGAUUGUACGGGGGGGGGGACUUCACUUGUAUUGGGGUUUUUUAGUUUGAUUUUGGCGCGCUUUCAUCAUUCUCAGCUUUCUUUGUACUUGCAUACUAUUCUUAAAUAAACCAGAUAUUAUUAAGCUCCUGCUUGUGAGUCUGAGAGUGUUUUAGAAUAGGCAACCAUCACACAUUGUCACUUUGAGGUCGUCAUGGCUUGCAUUGGACACCUGCUUCAUAAGUUAACAUUACAGUUAGGUUUUACUGUUUCUGGCAAACGUUCUGGGCUGUUCGUUCUUGCUAUGCUAGCUUCUGUACUGGAAGCAGUGGCAGAGGGCUUAAAAUCCCCUGUUGCUAGUUGCAAAAAGACCUGUUCAGAAAAAAUAGGCAAUCACAGCCUGUGCCAAAGUGUUUGAAUAGCUUGAGGCAUCUCUAAAAUGAACAGCUAAAAUGAAGGGGGCCAGAAACUGCUUGUAGUUGGAAAAAAACCCAGAUACCCUAAAAAACAGUUGUGGGGGAAAGAGAGAAGGCUAAAAGAAAAUUGUGGCAGUGGAUUAUUUUUCUGCUACUCCCAGGGUGUGGAAUCAUCCAAUGUCAUUUUGAUUGUUGGUUACUGUAAAAACAGCUGAACUGCUAUGCAGUGUGCACAGGACAUACAGUUAAAUCAAAACCCGAACUUUGUCUUGACAAACAAUAACGUAAUUGGAUCUGUUGAUCAUUUGGUAAGAUUGCUGUCUUUGGGUAUUGAAAUUUGAUUCCCCCCUCCCAAGUUUUGUUAUUUCACGCUCGCUUGCACUUAAGGACAAACACCCCUUUUUAAGCCUGUUCUUCCGGUUGGGAGAGAGCCCUCUGAAGCUCUUUGCCAAGCAGGAGAACGGAAAGAGACAAAGGAAGUGGGGCGGGGGAGCCUUGCUGAAAAUAGCCCAGAAGGGAUCUGAACCUGAGUGCAGAGAAAGGAGCCCCUCCGUACUGUGGUCAGAGAUGAGGCUGGCCCUUGGCUAGGACUUCGGUGCCCCGGGGUGGGCCUGGCACUUCUCAGGGGAGGAAGUGAAACCUCUUUGCAGCAGGCUUCCCAAUUCGUGGGUCACAUCCCCAUCACCCUACAUCACAUCACCCUCUUUCUCCAAACGCUUCCCUGCCUCCGUUGCUCUUCCCAGAUUCCUCCUGACACUAAUGGAAGCCAAAGUCUCAGGGCUGACGAUAAAAAACCUGCCCGGAGCCUGAUUUUUUUUAUUGUUUCACCUACUUUUUCCCAGAGCAAAUUGUCUCCCAUGGGAGACAAUGGGAGACGUCUUCUAGUUGGAACCCGAUGGGGCAGAUUGGCUGUUCUUCCUCACCCUUUCCCUCUUGCUU
Molecule: messenger RNA, 3315 nt
Organism: Candoia aspera
Lineage: Eukaryota; Metazoa; Chordata; Lepidosauria; Squamata; Candoiidae
Product: zinc finger CCCH-type antiviral protein 1-like
Exons: 10
Coding region: 32-1750 (572 amino acids)
Biological process (GO): response to virus; positive regulation of type I interferon production; positive regulation of mRNA catabolic process
Cellular component (GO): nucleus
Molecular function (GO): RNA binding; NAD+ poly-ADP-ribosyltransferase activity; NAD+-protein mono-ADP-ribosyltransferase activity
Source: RefSeq, a predicted model, not a curated record